This is a messenger RNA of Emericellopsis cladophorae, 1098 nucleotides long. RefSeq names its product formate dehydrogenase (NAD+). The transcript has 3 exons. The record is from RefSeq and is a predicted model, not a curated record. The coding region runs from base 1 to 1098 and encodes 365 amino acids. NCBI's taxonomy places the organism in Eukaryota, Fungi, Ascomycota, Sordariomycetes, Hypocreales, Bionectriaceae. Gene Ontology annotation, molecular function: NAD binding; formate dehydrogenase (NAD+) activity; oxidoreductase activity, acting on the CH-OH group of donors, NAD or NADP as acceptor. Gene Ontology annotation, cellular component: cytosol.
AUGGUCAAGGUUCUUCUCGUUCUCUACGACGGCGGCCAGCAUGCCAAGGACGUCCCCGGUCUGCUCGGUACCACCGAGAAUGAGCUCGGCAUCCGCAAGUGGCUUGAGGAUCAAGGCCACACGCUCGUCACCACCUCGGACAAGGAGGGCGAGAACAGCACAUUCGACAAGGAGCUCGUCGACGCAGAGGUCAUCAUCACCACCCCCUUCCACCCGGGCUACCUGACCGCCGAGCGCCUCGCCAAGGCCAAGAAACUCAAGAUCGCCGUCACGGCCGGCAUCGGCUCCGACCAUGUCGACCUCAACGCCGCCAACACCACCAACGGCGGCAUCACCGUCGCCGAGGUCACCGGUUCCAACGUCGUCUCCGUCGCCGAGCACGUCGUCAUGACCAUCCUCGUCCUCAUCCGCAACUUUGUCCCCGCCCACGAGCAGAUUGAGCGCGGCGAGUGGGACGUGGCCGCCUCCGCCAAGCAGGAGUACGACCUCGAGGGCAAGGUCGUCGGCACCGUCGCCGUCGGCCGCAUCGGCGAGCGCGUCCUCCGCCGCCUCAAGGCCUUUGACUGCAAGGAGCUCCUCUACUUUGACUACCAGCCCCUCAAGCCCGAGGUCGAAAAGGAGAUUGGCGCCCGCCGCGUCGACACCCUCGAGGAACUCCUCGCCCAGUGCGACGUCGUCACUAUCAACUGCCCCCUCCACGAGAAGACAAAGGGUCUCUUCAACAAGGACCUCAUCGCCAAGAUGAAGAAGGGUUCCUACCUCAUCAACACCGCACGCGGCGCCAUCGUCGUCAAGGAGGACGUCGCCGAGGCUCUCAAGAGCGGCCACCUCGCCGGUUACGGCGGCGACGUCUGGUUCCCCCAGCCGGCGCCCCAGGACCAUCCUCUGCGCUACGCCAAGAACCCCUUUGGCGGCGGCAACGCCAUGGUGCCGCACAUGUCGGGCACGUCCCUCGAUGCCCAGAAGAGGUACGCCGACGGCACAAAGGCCAUCCUUCAGAGCUACUUCAGUGGCAAGCACGACUACAGGCCUGAGGACCUGAUCGUGCACAACGGUGACUAUGCCACCAAGGCGUACGGCCAGCGUGAGAAGAAGUAA